AAAGCAAAGUGGGGGGCAGUGAAUGGGUGGUUCAUGUAUACACAGAUGAUUCCUAUUAUUACUACUUGACCACUCUUCAAGUUUUGAUUUAUCAAAAAAAAAAAAAACUCUUCAAGUUUUGAAUUUCGGAACAACCCCUUUAGUUUCUUCCCUUGUCGAAAGGGUCUUCUUGCAUAGAAAUCUUUAAUCUUUCUCGAAACAAACAAAACCCCCAUCAUUUUUCUAUUGAAAGUUUCAAUCUUUUUCAUCAAGAACUCAUAAAGAUUCAGUCUUCAUGCUUGAUUAAGUUGUGAAUGUCUCUUAAGGUGUGAUUGCUAAGGUGUUUGAUUGAUUUUGUGGGUUUUUUCUGAAAUUGGGUCAGAGUGAUGUGGAUCAGACCCAAGAAGGAGGUUCUGAUUACUGGUCUUGGCUGCUGACAUCCUUGCUUGGCAUGAAUGACAAGCUUGCUAUUUAGCAAAGGAAAAAGGGUAGAAGUAUCUCUUGAGAAAGUAGAGAAUUGUGAAGUUUGGUUCCCGGCAGUUGUAGAAGAAGAGACUGGGAACAACUGUUUCCUGGUAGAGUAUCAGUGCAUUGGGAAAAAUGGGGUUCCUGAGUCUUUAAGAGUGAAAGUUGAUUUUCUUCAUAUUCGACCUUCACCGCCUCAGUUUGUGAAAAAUUAUGAUCUGUUGGAGAAGGUAGAUGCUUACCUUGAUUUCGGCUGGUGGAGUGGAGUGAUAACCAAAGAACUACCUGAUAGUAAGUAUCUUAUUUUCUUCAAGCAAACCAAGAAACAGAGGAUAGUCAAUCAGUCAGAAAUAAGAGCACACAUGGAAUGGAAAGAGGGGAAUUGGUUUAGUGCAUCCCAGGAACUCUUACAGUCACCAGAUCAUCAAGGAUCAGCAAAGAAUCCCCAUCAGACUGCAUUAGUUGUACCAGGUGGCUUGACCACACUCAAGGAAAAUGCUGCACAGGGAGCAACUAGUUUCUUUAACUUACUGGACAUACGAAAUGAGUGGUUAGCUCCUUCGAAUAUUGAACCAUCUACGCUUUCGCAGAGGAAAAAAACAAAGCUGCUUGGUCCUAAUACAGAUGAGCAGAAUAAAAUGAUGAAACAGGCAGACAUGGCUGAUCUUUCACAUAUGUCAACAAAUCAUUUGACGCCAUCUUCAGUAGGUAACCGUGAUGAAGAAAUACAUUUUGGUUGGGCCACCGGAACUGAUGGGGGUGCUAAAACCACUAACUUAGAACAAUCUAUGGGUGACCAGCUGUCAGAUAAAAUUUCUCGAACAACUCGAAGAAAGAGAGCUAGGAGUAAAGUUAAACGUUACAAACCUGUUGAAUCAAAAAGUACUACAUAUUCUCUGAGAAUAUAUGAGGGAAGACUACUAGAAUCGCCAACAAGUGAGACACAGGCUUUGGCUGGAGAGAAAAUUGUUGGUGAAUUAGGCAAUCUUUCACUAGAGCCAUUAGUGAAGAACAACGAAAUGCUGCCUAUAGCCCAAUUAAAUGGCAGAAAAAUUUUAGAAGAUAAAACACAUGAUGAUGUUAGAUGUACUAAAGAAAAUUUUGUUGAACGCGAGUGUGUUACAGAGGUUCCUGUGACUUGUAAUUUGGAGUGUGAAGUAAUAGAAGCCAGCCAGUCUGACAAACUUCCGCCGACUCCCCCUGAAGAAAUGGUAGAACCUUCUGGACACCGGGAGCAGCAAUACCAUGAUCCAGCAGUGAAUGCGACCAAGGAGGCUGACGAACUAGAAGGGCACAAAGAAAGUACUGGGAAAAGAAAAAGGGGAAGGCGUCCCAGGAAGUUUACAAUAAACCUUGAAGUUAGUCAGGAGAAUGUAGACAAGCUGGCAAAAAGCCCGGAAGUUAGUCAGCAUACAGGCAAGAAGUUGGCAAAAAGCCCUGAAAUUAGUCGACAGAGUGGGGGUGUUGUUGCAGCAGACACGGCUUCAGAAGUGUUGCCUGUAGUGGUGGGACUGAAAGCAGCACAGGUGCAUGGUUCUGUAUCUAAAAAGGGAAGGCGUGGUGUUGAUAAAAAGAUCGUAACUGGUUCAGCACAUCAGGAAAGCAAAUUAAUCACGAAUAUAGAAGUCUCUCCUCUGGAAAAAGUGGAACAUCAUGAAAUGGAUUCAUCAAAGGGAGCAACACGGCGAUCUACACGCAUAAAUGCUAAAUAUCUGAAUCAAGAUCCCAAAGAUGCAAGUUCAGGAAAAAUAGCAGAAGCUAAUGCAAAAGAUGGGUUGAUUAAAGAAGCAGAAACAUCAUUGACCUUUAAUUUGUCUGAUGAUCAGCCUCUAUCAAUGUGGAUGGGAUCUUCGAAAGCUACUAGUGCCACGUGUGCCUCUCAGGGAAUGAAUAUGGAGCCAGGUACUUCAAAGAGGAGCCCUAAAGAUAUUGCUAUGCUAUCCUCUCAAUCUAACGAUGAUGAUAGUCUACCUUUUGUAAAGAGCAGCUCACUUUGGAAGUCCAUUGAGUCUAUGGAAGUCUUCCUCCAGCUGCCACAGAGGCCGCAUUUUCAAUCUUUGUGCUCCAGAAAGGAGAGUUCUCGUGAAGGAUUGGCCAUAGCAUUAAUGGUCAACUUUGCUGGUGUGGUUGAGAAGACAUCCACCUUGAAAAUUGAUGAUCCUAGAAGCACCAUAGAGGACAAACUGGAAACUCUUACAGAAUUGGAAAAAAAUGGUUUUGAUGUCAAGGUAGUACGGGAUCGUCUUCUCAGGUUGUUAUUAAUCAAGGAUAAGCAGGAAGAGCUUCAGGCCAACUCAAAGGAAACUACAGAUAAAAUCAAGGAGAUAAACCAGGACAAAAUUAAAAUUGAUGAAAGAAUUGAAGAGAUAGAUAAUCAGAUACGUUUACUACAAGAAGAACGUGCAUUGGUUUUGUCGACCAAGGGGGAAAAGGAUUCAAGUAUAGCUGCUUUGGAAGUAAAAUCUAAUGAAUUAAGUAGCAGCAUCAAGAAUGCGAGCCUGGAGUUUGAAGCCUUGGUAGCUGUCCCUUUGCCAGGGGCAUGAAGUGAUUGUGCUUACAAAGCAAGCUUGAAUGGAAUCUUGUCGACCUACGCUGUGAUGUGAAAGCUGGUCAGUGUGUUGCUCUAGUUACCGGGAGCUACUGGUCCAAGGUGCACCCAUCUCUGCAAUGAAUGUCUCGUCUUUUCUAUCAUGACCUUUCUCUUUAAUUUUUAAUCCCCAAGUGUGGGUGAUUAAUUUCUGCAGAUUUAGGCCUGCAAUGUUAUUAUGAUUAAUAUUCACAGCGUACAUGUUAGUGUAUGUCAACUUAGUUAAUGAAACUGUGAAGGAUAUUUCAGUUUUGCUAAAACAGUGCUGUCUGGUAAGUUUGUUACA
Molecule: messenger RNA, 3317 nt
Organism: Daucus carota subsp. sativus
Lineage: Eukaryota; Viridiplantae; Streptophyta; Magnoliopsida; Apiales; Apiaceae
Product: DUF724 domain-containing protein 7
Exons: 9
Coding region: 435-2987 (850 amino acids)
Source: RefSeq, a predicted model, not a curated record